Molecule: messenger RNA, 2236 nt
Organism: Hyla sarda
Lineage: Eukaryota; Metazoa; Chordata; Amphibia; Anura; Hylidae
Gene: UBASH3B
Product: ubiquitin associated and SH3 domain containing B
Exons: 14
Coding region: 199-2130 (643 amino acids)
Molecular function (GO): protein binding
Source: RefSeq, a predicted model, not a curated record
UGACUAUUACCUGUCCGCAGGAGGGGACAGGGGGGGUCUGGUGUCAGGGCUACUGCUACCAUGUGUCACUUCCUACCCUGCCUGUGACUGCAGCACCAGGAAGCUACUGAUACUACUGUAGCCUCUUAUCACUGAGCUGCUGCUGCGGUGACAUGGCUCUAUUCUGAGGGAUGGUACGUUAACCCCGUAACUCCUACCAUGGCUGCCAAAGACGACCUGUACAGCAAGAUCAUCCCCAGGAAGAACAGGCAGCCCCGCACCGGGACCAUCAAGCAUGGAUCGUCCCUCGAAAUCCUACUCUCCAUGGGAUUCCCGAAAGCCAGGGCGCUGAAGGCUUUAGCGUCCACGGGAGGGAGAAGCGUCCAGGCCGCCUGUGAUUGGCUGUUCUCCCACGUAGAUGACCCCUUCUUGGACGACCCGUUGCCUCGGGAGUAUGUGCUGUACCUGCGACCGAUGGGCCCCCUUGCCCAAAAACUCUCCGACUUCUGGCAACAAUCCAAGCAGCUGUGCGGGAAGAACAAGGCGCACAACAUAUUCCCGCACAUCACCCUCUGCCAGUUCUUCAUGUGUGAAGAUAAGAACGUGGACGCGCUGUGCGAAGCUUUACAGACCAUCGUCUCCCGCUGGAAAUCCAAAUUCCCUAAUCCCCUUCCCCUGGAGCUCUACACCUCCUCCAAUUUCAUCGGCCUCUUUGUGAACGAGGACUGCGCCGAGGUUCUUAAGAAGUUUGCGGCAGAUUUUGCUGAAGAAGCUUUGGUAAAAACAGAUGUUCGGGUGGAGCCACACAAGAAGCAGUUACACGUGACGCUGGCGUAUCACUUCCAGGCCAAUCACCUGCCCACCCUUGAAAAACUGGCGCAGAAUAUCGACCUCAACCUGGGAUGUGAUUGGGUGGCGACGAUAUUUUCCCGAGACAUCCGAUAUAUCAAUCACGAGACGUUGCAGGUUUUGUACCCGUAUAUACCGCAGAAUGACGACGAGCUGGAGCUGGUGCCCGGAGAUUUCAUCUUUAUGUCCCCGGCAGAGCAGAGCAGCACCAGCGAGGGCUGGAUCUAUGGCUUCUCUCUGGCCACCGGAUGCUCCGGCCUCUUACCGGAGAACUACGUCAUGAAAGCCGAUGAAUGUGGCACCUGGGUAUUCCACGGGUCAUACUCCCUCCUUAAUACGAUGAGCGCCAUCUCGUUCCCUGUCAGUGAUGGAGUACUGGAUAGACGACAUGAUGACCACGGAAUGGUGGACACGGCGUCACUCACCAUUAUCUGCCCGCCCAUGCAGCCCCUGCGAAUUAACAGUCACCCGGGCCCCAAGAAACGGUGUUUGUUCGUGUGCCGACACGGUGAACGGAUGGACGUGGUGUUUGGGAAAUAUUGGCUGUCGCAGUGUUUCGAUGCUAAAGGCCGCUAUAUCCGGACAAACCUAAAUAUGCCGCUCAGUUUGCCGCAGAGGAGCGGGGGAUGUAGGGACUACGAGAAGGACGUGCCGAUCACUGUUUUUGGCUGCACGCAAGCAAAGCUUGUCGGAGAAGCUUUGCUGGAGAGUAACACUUCUGUAGAUUUUGUAUAUUGUUCCCCAUCGUUGCGCUGUGUCCAAACUGCACAAAACAUCCUGAAAGGGCUCAAACAAGAGAACAAGGGCAAAAUCCGGAUCGAGCCGGGUUUAUUCGAAUGGACCAAGUGGGUGUCCGGCACCACCCUCCCCGCCUGGCUCACCCCGGCCGAGCUGGCUACUGCGAAUCUCAGUGUUGAUACAACGUACAGACCUCACAUACCGAUCAGUAAACUGGUGGUGUCCGAGACGUACGAGACCUAUAUGAACCGCAGCUACCAAGUGACCAAGGACAUUCUGGCGGAAUGUAGGAGUACAGAUGUUCCUUCCUCCUCAGGUAAUAACAUCCUGAUUGUUGCCCACGCCUCAUCCCUGGAGGCCUGCACCCGACAGCUACAGGGCAUCACGCCGCAGAACUCCAAGGACUUUGUGCAGGUUGUCAGAAAGAUCCCGUACCUCGGAUUUUGCUGUUGCGAAGAACUGGGAGAAUCGGGCCUGUGGCAGCUGACGGAUCCCCCAAUACUUCCAUUAACUCACGGACCCACCGGGGGAUUUAACUGGAGAGAGACUUUACUCCAGGAAUGAGCGCGGGGGGAGGAGCGAGUUAUUUAUCAGACUGUAGAACAUGUUGCCUCUGGAUGCGAAUGCAGGCAAAGCGACAGGCGCAUCCUAAUAUACCAAUGUAUUCCAU